AUGGCUGAAGGCAAGAAAUCCGACGACUACACCGUCGACAUGAACAAGAUCGAUCAAGGGAAGGAGUUCGAGGCUGCGCCGCCGACUCCCUCGCCGCGCGCCAAUCCCGCCAUAACCAACAACCCCGCUUUUCCCGUUUUGGCAUACUGUGGUUCGUCAAUUAUGAUGACCGUGAUGAACAAGUAUGUUCUGUCGGGCUUGGACUUCAAUCUGAACUUCCUCUUGCUCUGUAUCCAGUCUUUGGUCUGCAUUGCGGCAAUUCAAACAUGCAAGUCUAUGGGUCUUAUCACCUACCGUGAUUUUAACUCCGAUGAGGCCAAAAAGUGGUUCCCGAUUACGCUCCUGCUGAUCGGCAUGAUCUACACUGGUUCCAAGGCCCUUCAGUUCCUCUCAAUCCCAGUCUACACCAUCUUCAAGAACUUGACCAUUAUCCUGAUUGCCUAUGGAGAGGUUCUCUGGUUUGGUGGCUCGGUCACUAACCUUACUCUGUUCUCCUUCGGUCUGAUGGUUGUCAGUUCGCUCAUUGCCGCCUGGGCUGAUAUCAAGCAUGCCGUGGAGAGCACCGGUGACACCUCUAGCAAGGUCUCCACCCUGAACGCCGGAUACGUUUGGAUGUUGAUCAACUGCCUGUGCACCUCUUCCUAUGUCCUGGGCAUGCGCAAGCGCAUCAAGUUGACCAACUUCAAGGAUUUCGACACCAUGUUCUACAACAACCUCCUUUCUAUCCCCGUCUUGAUCGUUCUUACCCUGCUUGUCGAGGACUGGUCAUCCGCCAACCUCGCCCGCAACUUCCCCGAGGCCAACCGUGAGGGUAUCUUCUUCGCCAUGGUUCUGUCCGGUGCUUCCUCUGUCUUCAUCUCUUACACAUCCGCAUGGUGUGUCCGCACUACCUCCUCCACCACAUACUCUAUGGUUGGCGCUCUCAACAAGCUGCCUAUCGCCGUGUCCGGUCUCGUCUUCUUCGAUGCGCCAGUUACCUUCCCCAGUGUUUCCGCCAUCGCUGUUGGCUUCGUCAGCGGUAUUGUCUACGCCGUGGCCAAGAUCAAGCAGAACUCUAAGCCCCGUACCGGUGUUCUCCCCACUCCAGUCAGUGCCAGCAGCCAGAGCAUGAGAGACUCCCUGCGCUCCUAA
Penicillium psychrosexuale is the source of this 1131-nucleotide messenger RNA. RefSeq names its product GDP-mannose transporter (gene gmtA). The record is from RefSeq and is a predicted model, not a curated record. Gene Ontology annotation, molecular function: GDP-mannose transmembrane transporter activity; antiporter activity. The transcript is spliced from 4 exons. Lineage: Eukaryota; Fungi; Ascomycota; Eurotiomycetes; Eurotiales; Aspergillaceae. Gene Ontology annotation, biological process: transmembrane transport. Bases 1 to 1131 code for a protein of 376 amino acids. Gene Ontology annotation, cellular component: Golgi apparatus.